Owenia fusiformis is the source of this 831-nucleotide messenger RNA. Lineage: Eukaryota; Metazoa; Annelida; Polychaeta; Sabellida; Oweniidae. The record is from the annotation of a GenBank genome assembly.
UUAUUGGAAUGCUACAAUAACAUACAUGUUGUGAAAAAGACCCCAUCGGUUUACAUGCACAAUCAAACUGUUGUCGUGUUGAAUUGAAUACCAACCCAGACGCAUCCUCAUAACAGUAUAAUACUCAACCAGACAAAACAUGCACACAAACUAUAUAGCAAAAGUUAUGAUAUUUGAUCUUUGGCUUUAAAAUGAGCUUUCUGAAUCAGAUCCAAGGUUUUAAACCACAACAGUUAAAAUCCACAGUUACGACAGUGACAACAGUAGAUGGGCGAACACUGGAGGAAUCUAGAGAUAAAUAUGGCAGAAUUAAAUCUGAAAUGGUAUCCCAGGGGGCACAAGGAUUUGUUGGGGACACUAAACUUGACUUGCAAAUUGCUGAGGUCUUACCUGGAUUAUAUCUGAGCUCCCAGGAUGUAGCGGCUGAUGUUGACAUCUUAGAGCAGCAUGACAUCACACAUAUCCUCAAUGUAGCAUCCAUGAUAGAGAACUGGUUCCCAGAUGACUUCAAAUACCUCAAAAUAGAGAUACUUGACAUACCCGAGUCUGACAUAUCGAAGCAUUUUCCUGAGUGUUUUAAAUUCAUAGAUGAAGCAUUAGGGAGUAAAGGCAGAGUGCUAGUACAUUGUAAUGCAGGGGUAUCUAGGUCAGCUACUAUUGUGAUCGCGUAUAUAAUGAGAACUGAGAGAAUGACUUUACAAGAAGCUCAUAGUAAAGUAGCAGGUGUAAGGCCUUGUAUCAGGCCUAAUGCAGGAUUUCAACAUCAGCUAAAAACUUAUGAGAAACUAUUGCAGUCUGAAAAUAAUACGUCCAAAUCAAAAUGAUUGAGGA